This is a messenger RNA of Nerophis lumbriciformis (worm pipefish), 552 nucleotides long. NCBI's taxonomy places the organism in Eukaryota, Metazoa, Chordata, Actinopteri, Syngnathiformes, Syngnathidae. The record is from RefSeq and is a predicted model, not a curated record.
AUGGAUUUGAAAGAAAUGGAGAAGGCCUACCGGACGCUUAUCGCGGCGGUAGACGAUGUCGACAGAGAGGGAGUUCAGGAUACACCCCUGCGUGCCGCCAAAGCCUUUGAGGCGCUAACCCGGGGCUAUCGACAAGAUCUCGAUACGGUAGUUAACAACGCGCUGUUCGAAACGUCCAAUAGCGAAAUGGUCGUUGUCAAAGAUAUUGAAUUGUACUCGAUGUGCGAACACCACAUGCUCCCUUUCAUCGGUCGUUGCCAUGCGGCCUACUUGCCUAGGGGUAAAGUCGUGGGGUUAUCAAAGAUCGCCCGAAUCGCCGAGAUGUACUCAAGGCGAUUGCAGAUCCAGGAAAAUCUCACGAUGCAAAUCGCCAAUGCCAUCGAGACCGUGACAGGCGCCGAGGGAGUGGGAGUUGUCAUUGAGGCCAAGCAUCUUUGUAUGAUGAUGCGCGGUGUUGAAAAGCAAAACUCGUCAAUGAAGACCUCCGCGAUGCUGGAAGUUUGAGAGAAUCCCUCGACCCGCGCUGAGUUCCUGAGUCUUAUCUGCGGAUAA